Lemur catta (Ring-tailed lemur) is the source of this 1723-nucleotide messenger RNA. It is a transcript of the gene CIAPIN1, whose product is annotated as cytokine induced apoptosis inhibitor 1. Bases 157 to 1095 code for a protein of 312 amino acids. Gene Ontology annotation, cellular component: cytoplasm. The transcript is spliced from 9 exons. The record is from RefSeq and is a predicted model, not a curated record. NCBI's taxonomy places the organism in Eukaryota, Metazoa, Chordata, Mammalia, Primates, Lemuridae. Gene Ontology annotation, molecular function: iron-sulfur cluster binding. Gene Ontology annotation, biological process: iron-sulfur cluster assembly.
CCGCCCGCGGCGACGCGACGGGAGCGUCCGCAGCGCCACAAAGGGAGGGCGGAAGUGGCCGCGCCGCAGUCUCCUCCUCUCGCGAGAGGCGCGUGCCCGCGGAGACGCCGGGAGCCGGCCCAGGCGGCAGUUUUUGGGUCCAUCAGCACUACAGGAAUGGCAGAUUUUGGGAUCUCAGCUGGCCAGGUCGUGGCAGUGGUCUGGGAUACGUCGUCCUCAGUGGAGGCUCUGAAAGAUCUGGUAGAAAAGCUGCAAGUGUUAACUGGCAAUGAGGGCCGCGUGUCUGUGGAAAACAUCAACCAGCUGUUGCAGUCUGCCCAUAAAGAAUCUAGUUUUGACACUGUCUUGUCGGGUAUAGUCCCGGGAAGUACCACCCUGCACAGUACGGAGACUCUGGCUGAGAUGGCCCGUAUACUUCGACCUGGCGGAUGUCUGUUUCUGAAGGAGCCAGUAGAGACAGCCCUAGUUAACAAUAGCAAAGUGAAGACAGCAUCUAAACUGUGUUCAGCCCUGACUCUUUCUGGUCUUGUGGAAGUAAAAGAGCUACAGCGGGAGCCAUUAAGCCCUGAGGAGAUGCAGUCCGUCCGAGACCACCUGGGACAUGAAAGCGACAGCCUGCUGUCUGUUCAGAUCACAGGCAAAAAGCCCAACUUUGAAGUGGGUUCUUCUAGUCAGCUUAAGCUUUCCACCGCCAAGAAGCCGUCUCCUUCAGUGAAGCCUGCUGUGGACCCUGCCGCUGCCAAGCUCUGGACCCUCUCAGCCAAUGACAUGGAGGACGACAGCAUGGAUCUCAUUGACUCAGAUGAGCUGCUGGAUCCAGAAGAUCUGAAGAAGCCAGAUCCGGCUUCCCUGCGGGCUCCUUCGUGUGGGGAAGGGAAAAAGAGGAAGGCCUGCAAGAACUGCACCUGUGGUCUUGCAGAAGAACUGGAAAAAGAAAAGUCGAGGGAACAGAAGAGCGCCCAGCCUAAGUCGGCCUGUGGAAAUUGCUACCUGGGCGACGCUUUCCGCUGUGCCAGCUGCCCCUACCUUGGGAUGCCGGCCUUCAAACCCGGGGAGCAGGUGCUUCUGAGCAACAGCAAUCUUCAGGAUGCCUAGGAGGGACCCGACGUGGGACGCCCCUGCUCCUCUGGCCAACUCCUGUCCCUGGAACUCCCCACUGUGGCUCCCACCACCUCCUCUGGACUGGCUCACUCUGUCUGGAAUCUGUGUGCAGGGUGGGUGCUCAUUAGACAGAGUGAAGCUGGCUAUGGGGUGCAGUGGGGGGCAGUGCUGCUAUGUAUCCAGAGACCAAGGUGAAUGGGCCUUGGUCACCUGGAAUAGGGGGACCGGUUUGUUCGCCUAGUGUUAUGAGAAGGGAGUGUGCCCUGCAGAAGCCCUUCUCCUGAUGUUACAGUGCUGACCAGGACACUCUUGAGCCCAGACACCCUGGAGUACUGACGCUCCGUGACAAAGCCCCGGGCCCCUGCCCCUGUUCCAAGCUCAGCAGUGCUGCCACCUGCUUGUCUUCCAGAGCUGGUGGGCUACUCAAUAUGCAGUUCUUGGUGACAGGAGUCGAGUGUCUCAUGACCUCAGAGCAUUAGAGGAGUUACUCACUGGCCGCUGUGAUUCUAUCCAGUGUCCCUCUGUGUCCUUCUGCUCCCACCCCCAUUUGAAUGUAGCGCUGCGUUUGUGUCCUGUUGUCAUUUCUAUUAACCUACAGGUAUUAAACUUGCAUCCUUCUGCA